Molecule: messenger RNA, 8371 nt
Organism: Monodelphis domestica (gray short-tailed opossum)
Lineage: Eukaryota; Metazoa; Chordata; Mammalia; Didelphimorphia; Didelphidae
Source: RefSeq, a predicted model, not a curated record
ACAGUUGGAGGGAAACUGUGGAGUUCUAGAUUAACAGCAGGUCACUUCCUUUGUGACGUCACUGGCUUUAGUAGCCACUUUUCAGAGGCCAGUGGAAGAUCUUGAUGGAAUGUUGAAGAUAAGGGAGCAAGGGUGAUUGGCUAUACAAAUGGAGGGGGCUCAUGACCUCCCAAGAGCAAUAAAUUUCCCUUUCCUCCACCCCUGCUUCCAUCUUCAAGGUCGGAGAAACCAGGAAGAGAAAUCCUCCCAUAGACUAAUAAAGGGCUGGUUUGGCCGAACCAUGUCUUCUGUUUCACAGAGUGAGGAGAAACCCAACCUUGGCAAAAUGGUCUCAGACUCAGCAAACCAGAACACUAUGCCCAUGGAUCUCCUGUAUGUAGUAGAAAGAAUGAACAAGAGCUCAAAAGAGAGUUGCUUACACUUUAGGGAUUCUAUCUUGAUGGAGUAUGCCUUUGGUGGAGUACCCGUUGUGUUUGCCCUAAACGUCGUCUUCUGGUUGAUUGCUAUUUUUAUCUACGCCUUCCUCCGAAAAGCCGCCUGGGACUAUGGACGCCUAGGUCUGCUGGCAGAUCAUAAUAGGACUAGCCUAAUCUCAAUGUUCUUUGGAGAGCAAACUGAAAAGAUUUCCCCAUUGGAGGCUACUCUGGAAGAACAAGGAAGAGAUACAGGCUACUUUUCCUGGUUCUUUAAUACCGUACUCAUGAAGAAAGAGAAGCUGGUUAGGAAGUGUGGAGAUGAUGCAAAAAUCUACCUCGAUUUCCAGAUACACCUCAUUUUUCUAUUCACCUUUCUUUGUGUGCCCUCCUUGGGUGUCAUCCUGCCAAUCAAUUACUCUGGAGAGAUUCUGGACCCAGACACUAACUUUGGCAGUUUCACCAUUGUCAAUGUCUCCAAAAAUUACAAUAUCCUGUGGGUACAUAGUCUAUUCUCCUUUUUCUACUUCCUCAUCACCUUCGCCUUCAUGACCCACCAUAGUCAACAAAUUAAACCCAAGGAGUCAAUGAUGACGAAAACCCUGAUGAUCACUUAUAUCCCCAAGGAAAUUUCAGACCCUGAAAUCAUCAUGAAACAUUUUCAUGAGGCCUAUCCCACGUGCAAAGUGGUUGGAGUCUACUUCUGUUAUGAUCUCCAAAAAUUGAUAGAAUUGGAUAACCAAAGACAAUAUGCAAUGAAAGGUCGUCUCUUUUAUAACUUAUAUCAUCAGACAAAAGGGAAAAAGAUGAUCCGAGUGCACCCUUGUUCCUGUAUCUGCUUCUGCCAUUUCUGCAAAUGCUUCAAGGAGGUGGAUGCUGAGCAAUAUUACAGUGAAUUGGAGGAGAGGCUGACUGAUGAAUUCAAUGCUGAACGGAGCCAAGUCUAUCAGAAGCGUUUGGAUGUGGCUUUUGUCACCUUUCAGAGUGAAAAGUCGACAUCUGUUGUCCUAAAAGAUUACAAGUGGAGUUACUGUGGCAAAAGUCCACAACAAUCCUCGGUGACAUCAGAGAUCCAGUCUCACAGAUGGAAGGUCUACUACGCCUCUCAUCCUAAGGACAUUAUUUGGGAGCACCUACGCAUCCGUGGAUUUUAUUGGUGGGCACGUUUCUUAUUCAUCAACUCUUGCCUCUUUUUCCUGAUCUUCUUCCUAACCACGCCGAGCAACAUCAUGACCACCAUCAUCACGCUCAAUGUCACCCGACCCAUCCGGAAUGUCAAGAAUCCCAUUAUAAACCAGUUCUUCUCCUGUGUGCUAUUAUGGGCUUGCACUGUGAUUCUUCCCUUUAUUGUCUACUACUCUUCCUUUUUGGAGAAACAUUGGACCAGGUCAACUCAAAAUCUGUUCACAGUAUUUAAGUGUUACUUCCUUCUAAUAUUCAUGGUGAUCAUCUUGCCCUCAUUGGGACUGACCAGUUUGAAUGUUUUCUUCAGAUGGCUCUUCGACAGCGCCUUUUUAGAUAAGGCAUAUGUGAAGUUCCGGUGUGUGUUCCUUCCUGAUAAUGGGGCCUUCUUUGUUAACUAUGUAAUCACCACCAGUCUGAUUGGCAUGGGCUGUGAACUGCUACGUGUGGAGUCACUUUUGUUCUAUGCAAUACGUCUCUUCUUCUCCCAAUCUGAAGCUGAACGAAUAAACAUCAGGCAGGAUCAAACUAUAGCUUUUGAGUAUGGACGGGAGUAUUCUUGGAUUUGUUGUGUCAUCGGCGUUGUGAUGUCAUAUAGUAUCACCUGCCCCAUCAUCGUCCCUUUUGGGCUGCUUUAUGUCUGUAUGAAGCACAUUACUGAUAAGUACAACUUGUAUUAUGCCUACGCCCCCACCAAACUCAAAGAAGACUUCCACUUGGUGGGUGUUUACCAGGUGAUGGUGGCACCCAUCCUUGCUAUAUUAUGGCUACUCUUCUUCACCAUGGCCCAUCUAGGUUUUCAUCCCAUCACUCUUUUUACCCUUACAAUCCUCUUCAUUUCCAUCAUGAUUUCCUUCGCUAACGUUUGCUUUGGGAAGUUUUGGAGGAAAGAGCCUAUCUAUAAGGAGGGAGAAGAAUUUGCUGAAGAAAAUUUACAAAGACUUUUUUCUAGACCUUUCUUCAUGGCCAAUAAAAGAGUUCCAUACAUUUUGAAGAGAAGAGGACAGAAAACUUUCAUCGAAUGAGAUCAGGUUCUGGAGAGACAGAGACCAGAGCAGAAGGGAGAGUCAAAGUCUUAACAGAAGGGUAAGAUAAGUCUAUGACUCCAACAGUGGUCAAUUGGAUUCAGUAUUCAUAGUCCUUAAGAGAGCAACCUAUAUAACAGAUGGGAGAGAACAUGUUGGUGAAAUAAUAAUAUAAUAACAACAAUAACAAUAAUAGCUAACAUUUCUAUAGCACUUACUAUGUACCAGGCACUGUACUAAGCACUUUACAAUAAUUAUCUAAUUUGAUCUCCACAAUAAUCCUGGGAGGUAGGUGCAAUCAUUAUCCCCAUUUUAAAGAAGAGGAGACUGAAGCAAACAGAGGUUAAGUGACUUGUCCAGGAUACACAGCUAGUCAGUAAGUGUCUGAGGCUGGAUUUGAAAAUGGGCUCCAAGCUGCUAGGCUCAGAGAGAAGUAAUCCUGAGUAAGUAUUAAUAAAGGGUUAAUCACAUGUGUGGGGAGGCAAAAAGAGAAGAAGCAAGAGAAAAGAAGGCUAACUGAGGCUAGGGACCAGACCUCUGAUUUAAUUGGCAUAGAAAUGUUCCUGACAUGGACAUCUACCUAGUUCAGGAGUUAGUACUUUUCCCUACAAUUUAUCAUCUUUAAAAACAAAAACAAAAAGAAACCCUUUCCUUCUGUCUUAGAAUCAAUACUGUGUAUUAGUUCCAAGGCAGAAAAACAAUAAGGGCUAGAAAAUGGGGGUGAUCUGCCCAGGACUGCAUAGCUAGACGUGUCUGAGGCCAGAAUUGAACUCAGGACUUUCUGUCUCUAGGCCUGACUUUAAUCCACUGAGGCACCUAAGUGGCUCCUCAGGUUCCCACCAAAACAACACAGAGAACUCAUGGAGUUUAUCCCUCUUUCAGCAUCUAAGAUGAUAAAUUGCAGAGAAAGUGCCAUCCAGCAUUGAUAGUGAGUUCUUAGCCAAGAAUUCCUCAUGCCAGUGAAAUCUUAUAAGUAGACCAGCAUUCAUGAUCAAUCAGCACCACUUUUUAGAAACCCUUACCUUCGGUUGUAGUGUCAAUUCUAAGACAGAAGAGCAGCAAGGGCUAAGCAAUUGGGGUUAAAUGACUUCCCCAGGGUCACCAUUAGGAAGUACCUGAAGCCUGAUUUGAACCCAGGUCCUCCUGACUCCAGUUCUAGAAUUCUAGCUGCUGUGCUACCUAGAAUGCCCCUUAGGACAGUAAGGGCACCUUUGGCAUAGGGCCCUUAAGUGACCUGCCUCGGGGUGAGGGGAACACAGCCAGCAUACCUUAAAGAUAGGACUUGACCACAGGCAGUCCUGACUUCAAUGCCAUCACUCAAUCCACUAACUAUGCUACCUCUCAGAAGCUAACAGAAGGGCAGCUAGGUAACACAGUGGAUAGAAUGGCAGGACUGGAGUCAACAUGACCUGGAUUCAAAUCUGACUUCAGAGAUUCCUUAGCUGGAUGACUCUGGGUAAGUCACUUUAACUCAACUGCUUAGCCCUUGCUAUUCUUCUGUCUUAGAAUUGAUACUGACAGAAGGUGAGGAUUAUUUGGGGGGAAAAAAAGAAGAAAACUAACAGAGAUGAAAGAAGUCCCUGAGUGCCAGGAAUUCAUAGUUUAAUAGGAAUCACAAUGGGGAUGGAGACCAGAAGUUACCUUUAAGGUGCUAGUAACAACCCUACUGGCCACUCCCUUGGGGUCCCACUCCUCCUCUUUUUUCCAGUAAGAAGAGCCAUAACCUAAGACCUCUGAGUAGGAGUGAUAUAUAUAUAGGGCUUAGCUUUGUGGGUAGUGGUUGGGGAGAAGAAUCAAGGCUUAUGAGACUUAGGGGGUGGCAUUAAUCCCUAUAUACUGGGGCAUGAAGCAAGAUAGUUUAGGACACUGGAAAUUAGCUGUGAAAUAUGCCCAGAUAUGACUUCCUAUUCUCUCUCCUUUCUCUUCUCUGGGUGGGCCCAGUUGUAUGUGGCCCCAGUACUCCAGGAAAUGGAGAUGAGCCUGACUCCAGCCACCUCUCCAGGUCGUCAAUCCUAUGGUACCAUGAGCAGCCAGCUUGAUGCCUUGGAUGUGGAGGAGGAAAGUGGGCCACAGAGUUUCUCAUCAGAAGUGGGGACUGCCCAGGGCGAGUUCCAGGAGGGACUAUUAAUGGAAGGCAAGGACUGUAACAACUAAUAAGGAUCACCCAUAACCACUACCAAAGGUGCUCCCAACAACAGGUGGAAUUCCAGCAUCAAGAGAAGAACAAUGCAGGGAGCAGAAGGAGGGUAGAUCCAACCACUCCCUUCCUUUCAGUCCACAUGCCCAUUCCCCCAGAUUCUUUAAGGCUAUCAGUUUUAAAACUGCCUCCAUCCCUGGGCUUUGGCAAGUUGAAAGUUUCUGGUCAUGCUGACUGGCAAGAAAGUGAAUCCAGUGGAAGAUACAGUCUGGACCCCUGGACUGAAAGUACUGUCCCCUCCAUAUCUCAGAAGAGGCAGCCAGUGCCUGAGAUCUAGAAAUUGAUAUUUGUACCACCUCAAAAGCAAAUGAGAAAAAGUAAGCGCAGCAGAGAGGGUUCCAAAAGGGUGCAGAAGCCUCCUUUGCCCUGUUCUAUUAUUCAGCAGCCUCUGAAAGCCCUUCUCCAAUUCAUUUGCCUUUUGGAAGAUCUGCCACUCAAACCCUUCUUUCACCACUCCUACUUCCCUUGGAGACCCAAAGAGAUAUCUAUUGGUUUUGUUUUGUUUUUGUUUUGUUUUGUUUUGUGGCUGGCAGAGUCAUCAAGGAGCAGGGGAAUAGGCUAAGGUGACCAACCCUAAGAAAGGGGAUUUCUUGAUCCCCAACUAUGGUUGAAAGAAGAUGCCUCUCCAAAUACCUGGGCUUGGAGGUUCCCCCAAUAAGGAUUCAUGAAGAAAAAUAUUCUCCCUAAAGAGGAAAGAUUCCUAUGGCCCCUGAGGCCCCACUCUAGUCAGAAACAAUAUGUAGUGUGAAUGUCAAAGCCAAGUAUGACAUUGAUGGAAUUCUCAACCUGUAUUGCCUCCACUCCUCUUCUUCCUCUCUUCUGCCAUAUGCUAGGUUGCUCUGGUGGAAAAAGGUAGAGGAGGAAGAUAUGUAAGAUGAGAGAACCUUGGCACUAUGCUCAAUGGUCUGCCCAAGCAAGGGCAAGAGUCAAAAGGAGUAUAAUCCUCAAGAAGAGGUUAGAGUCUUCCACACAUAAGCAGAUGUUGGAGGGUAAGGCAGGAGUAAAGGAGGAAUAGGCAUUCACCCAAAAGGAUUAAGGGAUGUAAAACCUUGGCCAUCUCAUCCCAUGCUCGCCCAAGGACUGAUCACUUUGGUCAGUUCCAACAGAAGAGGCCUCUAGAGUAUUCGGGGCAGCCAUAUGAAACAUUUCCUGCCGGCUGCCACAUGAGGGUCUCUGUUCUGGGACAGGACCAAAGUGACUAGCAGCUAGCUGAUGGUAAAAAGUCCUCUGCCCAGACCCCAGGAUGGUGGCCAGUCCUCACCUGCAAAUAGGAUAUCAUGCUUUUGUACGUUCAAUCAUCUCUCCAAGCUUCCCUUUGCUGGCCACUGACUUAUCUGGGAGUGGGACUCAGGUGAGUUAUUUCUAGACUGGGUGGUGGGAAGCAGUUUCCUAUUUGUGGAGUUCUGCCUUCACCCCCACAUUGACCCACAGUCCAGAUGCUGCUGCUAACUGCUGUUUUUUUCAGCCUCCCUUAAUCCCCAGCAUGAUGGGUAGGAAGCUAUCAUCCCAUUGGAACAAUGGGCAUGUAUUUUCUCCUUUAAGUUGCACUGUACCCAUCCAGGCUUCUUCUAUGACUAAGGCUAUUCUCCUCUUGGGACUGGAUCCAUCCAUAAUCUGAAGGACUGGGCAAGAGGAAGACUGUACCAAAUGUGUAUUAAGAACAUCACUUCUGCUGUCUCUUUCAACUCUUAACACCAAGCAGAUAGCCCUGUCAGAACUUGGGAAUAAGCCAAGGAGAGUCAACCUGUCCAUUUCUGAGCUCUGGUAUAAUGCUCCCCUAUGGGAAAAGAAGAAAAGUGGGAAUGGGAUACUCUCUUUGGAAACCUGAAUUAGCUUUCAUGACACAGUUUUAUCACCAGUUUUUCAGGAUUUUGAAAUCCUCAGAACUAAGAGAGGUGCUAUAAGAAGGAGACAUACAAGUUUCCAUGUAUACACAUGCAUUAUGCAUUCAUGCACCCAUCUUGUUCUGAUUGAAGCUAUAAUUCUGGUGAUGAAAAAUACCUGUUUACCCAGAGUGCUUUGCCUAUUCUUUGGGUUGACCAGAUGGCUCUGGAAAUUGUGGUGAGAUUGAGAAAGAGAGGGCCCUUAUCCUGAAGUGGAACUGUGAUGUUUGAAAGAAAUAGGGCCAGGAAAAGGGAGCAACCUGUGGGAGAGGAGAUGAUUAUAACUCACUCAAACCUUAGCAGUAAAAACGAAGAGAUUUUCCCCCCUCUUAUAAACCAGCUAAUUGCAGGGGAGAUGCUUUCCAUUGCAGAGCAGCCUGGAGGACCCAUGCCAAAUGCUUUCUGGCCUCUUAGGAAAAAAUCUGUCUACAAGUUCAAACCAUAGAGUUUGGGAGCCUCCAGAUAGGUUGGAUCAGCCACACGCCCAGAAGGUAGCCAGGAAUGUUCAUUUCUUAGGCACAUUCUUGUUAGCUGCUCGCUGUCUUGGUUUCAUUCAACUUGCGUUACUUCAUGCACCUUCAUCCAUCUCAGGACCCACUUUUCUUGAGAGGGAUGGGGGAAUCCAGUUUUACUUCUUAUUUAACACAAGUGGAAUUGGUUCCAAUUCAAACUGGUAAAUGAACAGGGCUACCAGGCACAAACACUCUGGGCUGGGAUUCAGUCGAUUCAAUCCCACCUUAACCAACGUCUGGAGAACAGAUCUGAUAAAGUCUAAUUCAUUGGGGGGAAAUAGUGUGGAAGUCUGGGGAUUCAAGUUCAAUUUGUCUCCACUCUUCCUUGUAAUAUAUAUAUAUAUAUAUAUAUAUAUAUAUAUAUAUAUAUAUAUAUAUAUAUAUAUAUAUCUCCAAGCAUUCAUUCCUUCCCUUCAAAAUCAUUCUGCAUAUGCUGGCACAAACUCAAGUCAUCAUCCUUCCUUUGCCCUCUACCCCCACAUUAACCCUAGGCACACCUCAUUUGUUCCUACCCACUAAGUUCUUACCCACUGGUACUAUCCAGGCCCCUAAUUUUUCCUUCUAUCCACACUAUAUCCUGUCUUACAUCUUGGUUAUCCAUUUGUUUCUAUUCUGCAUAGGAUAACACAUCCUAACCACCCCAACCUUAUAGCCAUUCUACAUUCUAAACACCACCCCCCUUAUAUCUAUACUGCUUAUAUCUAUACUGUAUCUAUACCAUUCUUCACAAUCCCACCCUACAUUGAUUCAACAUUCUGACCACCCACACAUCCAACCUACACACACAUUUAAGCUCCUUGAGCUGUGAUGCCCCACUUUUAAUUCUCUGGGAGAAAUUGAGUAUUCCUCUCAUGCAAGAUGAUGGAAACCAUGUCUGGACUCUUGAACAGACUUCUUUGGAAGCCAUUUCAAUUUGGGCACCCUCUCACAAUCCCUUAUUUCUUUUCUAUGCCCUGGUGCAGCCCUCCUGGGUUCUUCUGGUCUGUCUUUCCACUGCCUCUGGAAGCAAAGGUCUAUUAGCAUUAUGUCCACUAGAGACUCUGAUGAAGUAUCUGACUUCCCUCCUGUCUGUCAUCACUCUAGGAAUGUGCCAGAGUGUUGUGACCUUCUUGAUAUCUAUUGCUAUUACUGUGUCUUGAAUAAAACAAACUCCACCCUG